This is a messenger RNA of Fonsecaea pedrosoi CBS 271.37, 1812 nucleotides long. RefSeq lists its product as uncharacterized. Gene Ontology annotation, molecular function: transcription cis-regulatory region binding; DNA-binding transcription factor activity, RNA polymerase II-specific. Gene Ontology annotation, biological process: regulation of DNA-templated transcription. NCBI's taxonomy places the organism in Eukaryota, Fungi, Ascomycota, Eurotiomycetes, Chaetothyriales, Herpotrichiellaceae. Gene Ontology annotation, cellular component: nucleus. The transcript has 6 exons. Bases 1 to 1812 code for a protein of 603 amino acids. The record is from RefSeq and is a predicted model, not a curated record.
AUGAACAGACAAUGCAUCAUCUCUGAGCCGUUCAGACGAGAACACAAGCGCAAGAGAUUGUCUGAACUUGAGCAUCGGACGGAUGAGCUCCAAGAGCGCCUGAGAUCGUCCAGCCACCAGGCCGAACCGCCGGUGUCUCUGCCACAGUCGUCUUGGGCCGCUGUCAACGACUUGCGAACUGCUAAUGCCGAGUCCGAAAGUCGUCUUGCUUCAGUCGCCCCUUUCUUUAGAGACGCAGCCAUUGCCCCAGUCUCGUUUCGAUCCUUCUCUCAAGCGGCCGCUGAAUCACUACAGACUCCGGAAAGUCUCGCUCAUGACUUUCAACCUACAGGCACCUUACCGCGGUCUCUGGAAGGGCACACUGUGGACUCCAAAGAUAUUGACGCCAUGUUCCAGCUGUAUUUUCGAGACUACGCCGGCCUGGUUCCUGUUCUCGAUUCCAACAUGACGCCGAAUGGAUAUUACAACCUCUGUCCAUUGCUUUUCUGGGCGAUUGUUGGUGUCGCAUGCCGGACCUAUUCGAGAAACCCGACACUGAUCUCUGUUCUCCCGUCCAAGAUCAAAGCUAUGGCAUUGAUGUCGCUCAAUGCGCCUGUCACGCUGCCCGUCGUGCAAGCCUUGCUACUCAUCCUAUAUUGGCCAUUCCCGAAAGCUGGCAACGGACACGACAUGACCUAUCCGCUCUCUGCUGCCGUGCUACACAUGGCCAUGCAAAUCGGAUUACAUGUGCCAGUCGCAAGUCACGAGUUCAGCAAAAUCCCGGUCAAACUUACCGAAGACGAGCUGAAGAUUCGCGCCGAGACUUGGGGAUACUGCACUCUUGUCUAUCAGCGGGGUUGUUGUUCCAAGGGAAGCGCGCCGACGCCUAUGCUUGAUGUCCCCCACGAUGUCGAACAGCGACGAGCACUCUUUCAGAGAAUAUCACCAAAGUUAAAAUUUGAAUUGAAGUUACAGGAUGUAGUCACGAGGUGCUGCAUUGCCGUCUCACAAAAUGGGCUCUGGAAAAUGAGUCCGGAUCAAGAGAGGUCGCUGGAUACGCUGCUGAAUCUCUUUCAAGCCCAGAUUUCCAGUGUCGCAUUGGAAUCCUCUUCUGACCUCGACCAGCUCUACAUUCAUAUUGCAACCCUCACGAUCCAAGCCUUCAACUUGUACAAGUCUCCGACAGCUCACGACCCGACUACGCUUUACGAUCUUUGCGCGUCGUGCUGUCAGGUGAUUGAAUCCUUUGACAACUUGGACAGAUCUGGACAGCUUUGCCUAUCUGGUGCGGGACUGUAUUUCUUCUACAGUCUGAUGAUAACCAGCCACGUACUUUUGCGGCUGCUCAAGACUUCUCUCAAUCGAUACAUCGACGUCGAGAGGGCCAAAAAUGCCCUUUUCCUGGGGAUCAGCCUCCACAAACGCAUGUCGGUCCAGAACGAUGACCUGCCAGCUCGCAACGGUGUUGCCUUGACCCAACUCUGGAACAGUAGUCGUGUGUUCAAGAGACCCAAUGGAGCCGAAGUGGUAGCGCUGCGGAUCCGUAGCCGCCUAACUGGUAGCGUCGUCUUGGACGGUAUUGUCUGGUGGCGGGAAGAGUUUGGGGGCUUUAUGGGUGUCUAUCCGCCGCCCUUGAAUGAUACUCGGACAGAUGGCGCAGAAGCCGCCAACGAAUCCGACGCGGCUGCCCCGGAUGAUCGCUCGGUACCGGUGAUAACGAAGCCUGAUUACUCGACCUUCCUGGACGAUCCGAUGCUGACCGAGUUUGGCUGGCCUGUCACGGACGACGUCUUCUCGUCGAUAUGGACCGAUGGUCCAAUUGCCACGAUAUGA